Tetranychus urticae (two-spotted spider mite) is the source of this 2896-nucleotide messenger RNA. NCBI's taxonomy places the organism in Eukaryota, Metazoa, Arthropoda, Arachnida, Trombidiformes, Tetranychidae. The record is from RefSeq and is a predicted model, not a curated record.
GUUCCGCCUAAAUGGACAUUGGCUCCAAGUGAUGCUGAUUCAAUUGUGGGUGAAGAUGUUAUCAUGGACUGCCAAGCCUCUGGAUACCCUCAGCCUAGAAUCUGGUGGGAACAUGCAGAUACAACAAUAUCCUCCUCCUCUUCCUCAUCAUCCUCUUCCUCUUCACCAACUCAUUAUCAACCAGUUAUCAGCAAUUCUCAUAUCCAUGCUCUUGAGAAUGGAAGCCUAAUUAUCAAGGAAAUUACUAAAAAUGAUGAAGGUUAUUAUCUUUGUCAGGCAACUAAUGGAAUCGGUUCAGACAUAAGUAAAGUUGUUAAAAUUUCAGUUCAUGUUCCACCCUAUUUUGAAUCAUCUUUCACUGCUCAAACAAUCAAAAAGGGAGAUUCACUUGAACUUUCCUGUGAACCUGCUGGUGAAAAACCGAUAACCAUUAGUUGGAGUAAAGAUCGGAUAGCCUUUGAACCAUUAAAGGAGCCUCGUUACAAGAUUGUUGAGACUCUCAAAGAGUCCACUUUUUUACAAAUUUUAAGGAUCGAAGCAGCAGAUCGAAGAGAUUCAGCUCUUUUCACUUGCACAGCUUCAAACAAUUAUGGUAAAGAUGAGCUUAAUAUACAAGUUAUUUUACAAGAGCCCCCUGAUAGACCUGAAAAUGUUCGAGUUACUGAUAUUGAAAGUCGAUCUGUAAUAAUACUCUGGAGCAUUCCCUAUUCAGGAAACAGUAUUAUCGUUUCAUAUAAAAUUGAGUACAAAAAGAAGCCCAGUUCCUGGGGAUCAAAGGAAAUGUUUACUGAAACCGUCCUUGGAACAGUAAAUUCUGUUACAUUGCGAAACUUGGAACCAACCACAAGCUACCAGAUUCGUAUUAAAAGUGCCAAUGCUUUAGGUUCUUCCGAGUAUAGUGAUAUUAUUGAAUUUACAACUGAUGAAGAAGCUCCAAGUUUACCACCUGAAGAUGUCAAAGUGUUUCCAUUGACUUCACGGACUCUUCAAGUAACAUGGAAACCCGUUGCUCAUCACGGUCAAAACGGGCCAAUCAAGGGUUACUACUUAGGUUACCGAAUCCACGGUUCGGGAGAUCCAUACACAUUCAAAACAAUUUCAGCCGAUGGUUCAUCAAAGACCAAACCAGGCAAAGUGAGUGAGUCGAGGCGAAAGUCAUUACCACAAUUGAUUGAUGAAAAUUCCGAUUUGGUCGAUUCUGAAGGCGAUGCAAAUGAUGCCAAUGAAAGCGAUUCCCAUUCAUACAAUGGACACUUUGCAUCCAAUCAGCACACUAUAAAGAUUGGCGAUCUUCGCAGGUCGACCAAGUACGCCGUCAUUGUGCAAGCCUUCAACUCUAAAGGUCCAGGACCUCAAUCAGAAGAGAUCAUCUGUGAAACUUUGGUAAAUGAUCCACCUCCAGCGCCCAUUUUGACCAUUGGCACAGUCACUUAUUCGUCCAUCGAGUUGCACUGGAGUUUCAUGGAGUCAGAAACAAACUCAGUGACAGUCGCAACAGCUUCUACACGGAAAGACGGUUCAACCGAUAUUCUGGUCAAUGGAUAUUAUAUUCACUUUAAAAGUCACAGAUCCGAUUGGCAAGAGAAGCAAAUUUCAGGCUUGAAAAAGUCGAUAGUCAUGGACAACUUGGACUGUGGCACUUCAUAUCAGUUUUACAUAGCAGCCUACAACAACCUGGGCAAAGGUGAUCCAAGUCAAGUGAUUGCGGGCAAAACAAAGGGUUCAGUUCCCGUUCCUCCGAUUGCAGAUAUUUUUAUAAGUGCCAACUCUUCAUCGGCCACUCUCAACUUGUCCACUUGGAAACCUCAUGGAUGUCCGAUUAGCCAUUUUGAGAUUGAAUAUAAGGUUAAAUUGGUGCCUGACUGGAUACCCAUGGCCAGUCAAGUAGAUGGUAAUGAUAAACAACUUACUCUUGUUGAUCUUAAACCUGGAACUUGGUAUUCGCUGUUGGUUGCUGCCCAUUCAGAGGCUGGAUCAACUGAAAGGGAAUACACUUUUGCCACUUUAACUGACAAUGGAGCAACAAUAUCGCCCCUCGACUUGAGUCGUCCCUUGUAUCCAAGUUUAACGUUAAUGGUGCCAACAAGUUGUGCUGUGAUAGUGCUCAUUGUAAUAAUCAUAAUCUCCUUACUUUUGAUAUUCAAAAGUCAUUCUUCCGUUAACCUGCAACAUCAUAACCACCAGUCAAAUGGUACAUACGACGAGACUGGAGUCACUUGCGGUGAAGGUCUGGGUGAACAGUCAACCUCUGGCCGUGAAGAGCGACUCCUCUCCACUAAUGGCAUCUUGACUCUGCUUGGUGAACCCAAUGGCAAGGAAAGCUCAAUGGGCUCCGAGUUUUGCGAGACUCCAAGUAAACUCUAUUAUCCAACACCUUAUGCAACCAACCAUAUCGACUAUUCAACCAUGCAAGUUGGUACCCCGCCUCCACCUGCACCUCCACCACCACCGCCACCCUCAUCACUACCAGGUCAGGGUUCAACCCUAAACAAGUCUCAUCAUGUUCACCUACAACAGCAACAUGCUCACCUCAAUGUCCACCUUCAUCCACCUUCUUCAGCUUCUUCAACGGUUCUCCAUUCGAUACAUCAUCACCAUAUCGACUCGAAUGAGAGAACCAGUUCAUUCAAAGGAAGGAAAAAUAUUUACCAAGUUGCCAGAACUUUACUUUAACGAGCUUAAUCAUUGAAAAUUCUGGUCAAUCGAUAGUUCCUAAGCGCAAAGAUGAACAUUUUUUUACUCUCAAUCAUGAUGAUAAUCCAUUGCCAUUUGUCUUCCUUAAACAAUAUCAUUAAAGUUGUUGUCAUUAUUAUUGAUGAAAAAUGAAUCAAUUUGAUCAAUUUAAUUGUUAAAAAGUGUAUUUGAAAAUGUUUUUUAUUACUCAAGUUUGACUCAA